Molecule: messenger RNA, 2668 nt
Organism: Labrus mixtus (cuckoo wrasse)
Lineage: Eukaryota; Metazoa; Chordata; Actinopteri; Labriformes; Labridae
Product: E3 ubiquitin/ISG15 ligase TRIM25
Exons: 7
Coding region: 28-2307 (759 amino acids)
Molecular function (GO): zinc ion binding; protein binding
Source: RefSeq, a predicted model, not a curated record
AUACCAAACAUCAGCCAGAAAAACAAAAUGGGGGCAUCGUUGGACACCCCAGCCAGGUGUCCUCUCUGCAACGAGCUGACAGGGGAACCGGUCACUCUGAAAUGUAACCACCAGUUCUGCCAGCGAUGUAUCGGUGAUUUGUGGAGUGUAACCCCAAACGGGCCGUACCACUGUCCGGAGUGGAAGUGUAAAACUGUGUAUCAGACUCUUCCGUUUGGGGACAGUUUGACACGGAUACCAAACACCAGCCGACGAGCCAAACCUCGCAGCACAGCAGGCUCAUCCAGUAAUGAUGACCAGAGCACGUUCAGCUCACUACUGGGGAGGCCCUCAAUCACCAGCCGACUCCUUGGGAAGAGAAAGGCCAGCACCCCUGCACCAGAGCAACCUGACACAAAGCGGUCCACCGUGGAAGCUCCCUGUGAGUUGCGCAACGACACAGAGACUCCCUCUACUUCCUUUUCCGGUGAAACUGAUGUAGCAAGAUCCAAGAAAGCAGUGUGGCCUGUGUCGUCACAGUCUGGGCAGGGGGAUGGGACAUCUUCAAGUGUCAACUCUGACAGCAAGGGAGGGCCUUCACUUGUUGUACUUCCUGCAGGUGAUGAGCCACAUGACACCCCAAUACUGCAGAACAAGCAUAAACCAGUAGAAGAAAUCGUAUUAGAUGACUCUGACACCUCCAACGAGCUAGAUAUAUGUGAUUCACCUCCUCUCGCAACUCCUAAGAAAGACACACAUGUGACCGGAAUUCAAGCAUAUCCAAAGAAACCUGCCAACUCUGAUUCCUUCCCUGGGGUCUCAACUCCAGGUAAAGAAAAGCCUCUGGAGAAAAAUGUCAGCAAAUUGUCUCCAGUAUUUGCAAAACAUCCUGCAACUGCUCCGGGAUCUCCAGGUUGUGUUGGCGUCUUCCCCAGGUUGGAGAGCAGAAAUACUGGCCCUGUGCGCUGCCAUUAUUGCCCAAAAACUGGGUAUCAGUCCGCUGUGAAGACCUGUCUGGUGUGUGGUGCUUCCAUGUGUAAGGAGCACCUGCGACCCCAUCUGGACUCCCCUGUCUUCCAGAAUCACACCCUGGUUCCUCCCAUGGACGACAUUUCUUCCUGGAGGUGUCAGGAGCACCAAGAGAUCAACCGUAUCUACUGUCGGCAGUGUGCAGUGUGUGUGUGCACAGUGUGUACUGUCAUAGGCUCACACCGCGACCACGUCUGCAUCAGCAUCAGGGAGGCAGAGAGAGAGCUGAGGGGGAACCUGAAGGAGGAGAUCAAGCAGCUACAAGAGUCUGAAGAGGAAGUGAAGAACAAAGUGUCUGAACUCACACAGAAGAAGGAAACCUUUAGAGUGGUGUUAAGUGAGGCUCGAGCGGGGGUGCAGCAGCAGUAUGGGGCCAUCAGAGAGGCCCUGGAUCAGGAGGAGCAAUCUACUCUUAACUGUGUGUCAAAGGAGGAGAGUCGGGUUCUGGGGGGAUUAGAGGAGAAACUCGGUCACCUCCAGGGCUCCCUGCAGUCAAUCCAGCAGGGCCUCCACACGCUGGAGGGGCUGGCUGAUGCCAAGGGAGACGAGCGCAUUCAGGACCAGGCCUUUAUCAUGGAAUACAGCAAGGUAGCCCAGCUGGCGAGUAGCAUGGGGAGCUGUGUGGACCAGUUGGGGGCUCCCGAGGAGGUGGAUGGGGCCAGGCUGAAUUGUCUUCAGAGGUGGACUGAGAAGCGUCUGGACACAGUCGUCAUCACUCUGCCGGGGAAAGAUAGAGACCUCUACAGACUGCUCUAUGGUACUGUCCCUCUCUUGGAUGCAGACACGGCUCAUCCCAAGCUGCAGCUGUCUGAUAACAACAGGAAGGUGAUGUACAGUGACGCCCAGCAAGUCUUCACAGAACACGAGGCCCGCUUCAGCUCCUUUCCGCAGGUCUUGUCCUCCUGCAGCCUGGAGAGGGGUCGCUGGUACUGGGAGGUGAAGGUGUCCGUGGAUGAAGGCCGCUGGAAGGUGGGGCUGUGUGAGGGUCAGAUAGAGAGGAAGGGCCAAAAGGACAACUCUCGUCUGGGCUUCAACUCGUGCUCCUGGUGCCUGGCCUGCGACAGGAAGAAGGUGGAGGCUCUGCACAAUAAGGCGGCUGUCCCUGUGGAUGCAGAUGAGCUGCAGAGGGUAGGAGUGUUCCUUGACUUUGAAGACGGUGUUGUGUCUUUUUUCAAUGUGACACCAGGGGGCAGACUAGCUUUGAUGCACUCCUUCACGCACAAGUUUACUGAGCCUCUUUACCCAGCCUUCUCUGUAUCUAAAACAAGCCUGGCUGUAUGUGAUCUGUUUCAGUCAUAGCUCAUACAACACUGGAAGUCAUUUCUGCUGGAAAUUUACAGAAAUCAUAUAAGCGCUGUGCCUUUAAAAAACAAAAAAAUCUUUCAAAUAUGCCAGUUUUAAAAAUCCUCUUUGAAUUUUAAAAACAGCUUUGUGCUUCAUUUGAUAUUACUGGACCAUGCAAGUAUUACUGAACAUCAUGCACUAUACAAGGAGGCAGCAUUUACAUUCCAUAUUUUUGGUAUCAGGAUUUUAAUUUUUAUAUGCAUUUUUAACUUUAGAUUGCCUCUGUUCAAAUUUACAAAUUGUUUCUUUGACAUCUUUUCUCCUUUGAUGACUCUUUGUCUUUUUACAGCAAUAAAUGUCAAAGUUUCAAAAAGAA